AGAUUCAUGAUUGCAUGGUUUGCGCGGCGCAUUUGCAGGAAGUUUGUGCGGACUGCGAUUAUGAUGGGCGGGAGGAUAACGAUGCCUUCUUUGGGCUGGAUACGAUAGAUCGGGAUCCUUUGAACAUCCCUAACGCCUCAACUAACAAAGAAGGGGUCUAUCAAUGUAAGAAGCAUUCUAACCCAAAGUGUCCUCAAUGUUUCGGAUGGAAGAAGCAAAUCCAGAAACUUCAAAAGGAAGCCAAGAAGGCGGGAAAGAAGAAUCAGGGCUCGGCUUCCAACUUCUACUGAGCCUGCGAGUCU
Cantharellus anzutake is the source of this 302-nucleotide messenger RNA. RefSeq lists its product as uncharacterized. The coding region runs from base 15 to 290 and encodes 91 amino acids. The transcript is spliced from 7 exons. Lineage: Eukaryota; Fungi; Basidiomycota; Agaricomycetes; Cantharellales; Hydnaceae. The record is from RefSeq and is a predicted model, not a curated record.